AUGGCGCUGAACGGUGUGUACACUUCAACUGCGAACGGUGAUCAAACAUCAGCAAGCUGCAUUGUUGACUCCAAAGAGGAAAUUGCACUAUCAACUUUCGGGCUGGAUGACGCAGAAAACCCCGAGAAAGUGCAGCGAUCGUGCAUAAAACGAUACACCACGAUAGGCAUCGUAAAUGGAUGCGUUGUGAUAUUUUUUGCAUUUGCCACAAAACGUUACAUUCAGCAUGAGCAAACUUGCGUAUCGAACUGUGGGAUGCAGUGGUGCGAUGGUUACGGAAUGUUGGUGCUACUGCUCGGAUUCGUCUACGCGGGAUUGCUGUACUUCCUGUUCUUGAAACCGAGACUAGAGGGCUCGCUGUACAGGAAGUUGAGGCCAGUGGGAUCACAUUUCCAGCGGAUGUUUCAAACGCGAACAUCCAAACUAUCCCUGGGUGCGGUUAUAGUGCUAGGGUUUGCUGUUUUUUUGUACUUUGAUACACGCAGUGAUGCAAGCCGCUUGAUGCCUCUAACUGGUAUGAUUGUUCUGCUGGCACUUUCCGUACUGGCAUCAAAGCACCCGAAAAAGAUCAAUUAUCGACCCGUGUGUAUGGGGCUACUGCUGCAAGCCAUUCUUGGACUGGUUUGCAUCCGAUGGGACGUCGGAAGAAGUAUAUUCGCCUGCAUCGGAGCGAAGGUGGACACGUUUCUGGGUUACUCAUCCGUCGGAGCUGCAUUUGUUUACGGCGAUGCACUGAUCAACCAGUAUGCCGUGUUUGCAUUUGCCGUGCUGAGUGUCAUAUACUUCUUCAGCUUCUUCAUAUCGGUGCUGUACUAUGUCGGUGCGAUGCAGUGGAUCGUGCUGAAGCUGGGCUGGAUACUGCAAUCGCUCAUGGGUACGACGGUGUGUGAAGGCAUUAUGGCAGCAGCGAACAUCUUCCUCGGGAUGAGUGAAACUCCGCUCAUAAUCAAACCAUACGUUAAGGAUCUCACUCACUCGGAGUUGCAUUCCGUCAUGGCGUCGGGAUUUGCGACCGUUUCGGGUACGGUGCUGGCCGCAUACAUCUCGUUCGGUGCGAGCCCUGGACAUCUGAUUACGGCGAGCGUCAUAUCAGCACCGGCCGUACUUUGCGUGGCGAAGAUCAUCUAUCCGGAGGUGGAAGAAAGUAAAACGACUUCGAAAAAUAUUAACAUCGCUAAAUCUACCGAUUCUUCCCUGGUAGAUGCCGCUUGUAAUGGUGCAAGUUCGGCUAUCUCACUCAUCCUGGGCAUCAUCGCAAACUUAAUCGCGUUCGUGUCGUUUGUCGCAUUUAUGAAUGGAGUGCUGGCGUGGCUUGGCAUGCUGGUCGGAUUGGAAGGUGUAUCGCUGGAAUGGUUCUGUGGAUACCUUUUUCGACCGCUAGCGUUCGUGAUGGGAGUGUCGUGGAAGGAUAGUGAGCACGUUGGUCAAGUCAUCGGUAUCAAAACGGUAGUGAACGAGUUCGUCGCUUACCAACGGCUUGGAGAGCUCAUUCGGGAUGAAAUCAUUACGAAACGAUCAGCCACGAUUGCUACGUACGCCAUCUGUGGGUUUGCAAAUCCUAGCUCGUUGGGUAUUAUGAUCGGAGCGAUGAGUGCAAUGGCGCCGGAACGGCGAGGCUCCAUUACUUCUGUAUCGUUCCGUUCGUUUAUUACCGGAUCGAUAGCAUGCUUCAUGACCGCGUGUAUUGCUGGACUGUUGAUCGAUGAUUUUCAAGGCUCGCGAGGAUCAUCGCUGAACAUGACUGCGUUAUCAAACUCUACCGUCGUGUAA
Messenger RNA from Anopheles maculipalpis, 1770 nucleotides. RefSeq names its product solute carrier family 28 member 3-like. The record is from RefSeq and is a predicted model, not a curated record. The transcript is spliced from 6 exons. Gene Ontology annotation, cellular component: membrane. Gene Ontology annotation, biological process: nucleoside transmembrane transport. Gene Ontology annotation, molecular function: nucleoside:sodium symporter activity. The coding region runs from base 1 to 1770 and encodes 589 amino acids. Lineage: Eukaryota; Metazoa; Arthropoda; Insecta; Diptera; Culicidae.